AUGGCCAAUCUCAAAGAUAUGGAAUACGGUAUCUCCAGCCGUGUGCAGACGGAAUGGUCCAAUACCAAAUUCAGCAUUGCCCUUGCCACCACCGCUGCCGCCAGCACUACUUUCAGCAUGGUUGCUGUCCACUCUAGCAGCGAAAUCCAGUACGCCAGUUUCAACGCUGCCAAGAGCAGUAUCUACGCCAGUCUCUCCAAACAGGGAGCCAGCUGCGCCCGCCCUAAGGCAAGACUAUGUUGGAAUCGUUGCGCACGUUGUUGA
Molecule: messenger RNA, 264 nt
Organism: Aspergillus alliaceus
Lineage: Eukaryota; Fungi; Ascomycota; Eurotiomycetes; Eurotiales; Aspergillaceae
Exons: 2
Coding region: 1-264 (87 amino acids)
Source: RefSeq, a predicted model, not a curated record